Pteropus alecto (black flying fox) is the source of this 867-nucleotide messenger RNA. RefSeq names its product taste receptor type 2 member 46-like. The transcript has a single exon. Lineage: Eukaryota; Metazoa; Chordata; Mammalia; Chiroptera; Pteropodidae. Gene Ontology annotation, molecular function: bitter taste receptor activity; G protein-coupled receptor activity. Gene Ontology annotation, cellular component: membrane. The record is from RefSeq and is a predicted model, not a curated record. Gene Ontology annotation, biological process: detection of chemical stimulus involved in sensory perception of bitter taste; sensory perception of taste; G protein-coupled receptor signaling pathway.
AUGAUAAGUUUACUAAUUAUGAGCAUUCUUUCCAUCUUUGUAAUAGCAGAAUUUGUUCUAGGAAAUUUUGCCAAUGGCUUCCUAGCACUGGUGAACUGUAUCAACUGGGUCAAGGGACAAAAGAUCUCCUUAGCCGAUGGAAUUCUCACUGCUCUGGCGGUCUCCAGAAUGGGUUUGCUCUGGGCAUUAGUAAUAAAUUGGUAUGCAACUGUGUUUAAUCCAGCUUUAUAUAGCUCAGAAGUAAAAAUUAUUGUCUAUAUGAUCUGUACAGUAAGCAACCAUUUUAGUGUCUGGCUUACAACUAGCCUCAGCAUACUUUAUUUGCUCAAGAUAGCCAAUUUCUCCAGCCUUAUAUUUCUUCACCUAAAGUAGAAAGUUAAAAGAGUAAUUCUCAUGAUACUGUUUGAGACUUUGGUCUUCUUGGUUUUUCAUCUUGCAGUUGUAAACAUAGAUGAAAAUAUGCAAAUGAAUGAAUGUGAAGGAAACAUCACCUGGAAUACCAAAUCGAGGGACAUGGUGCACAUUUCAAAUAUGACUGUAUUUAUGCUUGUGAACUUCGUACCCUUUACUAUGUCCCUGAUGGCUUUGCAGCUGCUAAUCUUUUCCCUGAGGAAACAUCUCAAAAAGAUGUAGCUCAAUGGCAAAGGAUCCCAAGAUCCCAGGACUGAGGUCCACAUAAGAGCCAUUCAAACUGUGAUCACCCUUCUCUUGCUUCUUGCUAUUUACUUCCUGACUCCGAUCUUCUCAGUUUGGAAUUCUAAUAUGAUGAGGAACAAAACAGAUUUCCUGCUUUUCAGAGUUCUUGAAAUCCUGUAUCCUUCAGACCACUCAUUUAUCCUGAUUUGGGGAAACAAGAAGCUAAGAUAG